GCAGGCGGCCGCGACGAGGAAGCGGAAGAGGCGGCCAUGGAGUUGGCGGACUCGGAGGCGGCGGUCCCUUCGCCCGAGGCUCCCACGCUGGCCGAGUCUGCGCCGGCGGAACCGGGCGGCCUCCCUGGGUUAGUCGACCAGUUGGUGCCAUCUCGAGGUUCCUCAUCCAGAGUCAUAGUGCACGUGGAUCUGGAUUGCUUUUAUGCGCAAGUAGAAAUGAUCUCACAUCCAGAAUUAAAGGGGAAACCUUUAGGAGUAUUUAUUCUUGUAGGAGUUCAGCAGAAAUACUUGGUGGUGACUUGCAACUAUGAAGCUAGGGAACUUGGAGUUAAGAAACUUAUGAAUGUCAGAGAUGCAAAAGAGAAGUGCCCACAGCUGAUAUUAAUCAAUGGAGAGGACCUGACUCGUUACAGGGAAAUGUCUUACAAAGUUACAGAAUUGUUGGAAGAAUUUAGUCCCAUUGUUGAGAGACUUGGAUUUGAUGAGAAUUUUGUGGAUCUAACAGAAAUGGUUGAGAAGAGACUCCAGCACCUUCAAAGCAAUGAACUUUCUGCAGUGACAGUGUCUGGUCAUGUAUACAAUAAUCAAUCUGUGAACCUCCAUGAUAUCAUGCAUAUGAAACUACUUGUUGGAUCGCAGGUAGCAGCAGAGAUGCGGGAAGCCAUGCAUAAUCAGUUGGGGCUCACUGGCUGUGCUGGAGUCGCUUCUAAUAAACUAUUAGCAAAAUUAGUUUCUGGUGUCUUUAAACCAAAUCAACAAACAGUCUUAUUACCUGAAAGUUGUCAAGAUCUCAUUCAUAGUUUGAAUCACAUAAAGGAAAUGCCUGGUAUUGGCUAUAAAACUGCAAAACGUCUUGAAGUCCUGGGAAUCAAUAGUGUGCAUGAUCUCCAAACCUUUUCAUCCAAAAUAUUAGAAAAGGAAUUAGGAAUUUCAGUUGCUCAGCGUAUCCAGAAGCUCAGUUUUGGGGAGGAUAACUCUCCUGUCAUGCCCUCAGGACCACCUCAGUCCUUUAGUGAAGAAGAUUCAUUUAAAAAAUGUUCAUCAGAAGUAGAAGCUAAAAAAAAGAUUGAAGAACUCCUUGCUAGCCUUUUGAACAGGGUAUGCCAAGAUGGAAGGAAGCCCCAUACAAUACGAUUAGUAAUCCGUCGGUAUUCUUCUGAGAAGCACUACAGUCGGGAGAGUCGUCAGUGUCCUAUUCCAUCCCAAGUCAUUCAGAAGUUAGGGACAGGAAAUUAUGACGUGAUGACCCCAAUGGUUGAUAUACUUAUGAAACUUUUUCGAAAUAUGGUGAAUGUGAAGAUGCCAUUUCACCUUACUCUUCUAAGCGUGUGCUUCUGCAACCUAAAAGCCCAAAAUACUGCUAAGAAAGGACUUAUUGAUUACUAUCUAACACCUUCAUUAUCAACAACUACACACUCUGGCAAGCGCAGCUUUAAAAUGAAAGACACUCAUAUUGAAGAUUUUUUCAAAGAAAAAGAAACAAACUCGAAUUUUCUACCAAGUAGAAGAAUUGAAAGUACAAAAACUGGGGAGUCUCCACUGGACACUGCAAAUGUUUCUAACGAAAAAGAUGUGAAUGAAUUCCCACUCUGUUCACUUCCUGAGGAGAUAGACCAAGAAGUCUUUAAGCAGCUUCCUGCAGAUAUUCAAGAAGAAAUCCUUUCUGGAAAAUCUAGAGAAAAUUUUCACGAGAAAGGAAGUUUGAGUUGUCCACUACAUGCUUCUAGAGGAGUAUUAUCUUUCUUUUCUACAAAACAAACGAAAGAUAUUCCAUUAACUUCUAAAGAGAAUUUAUCCAGUAGCAAGCAGGUAUCCUCUACAUAUCCUUGUGAACCAGGAACAUCAAGCUCAAGUAACAGUAAUUCCUGUUAUUCAUCUAGCCAAAAAGAUUACUCAUACUAUAUAGAUAAUCGAUUAAAAGAUGAACGAAUGAGUCAAGGGCCUAAGGAAUCUCAAGGAUUUCACUUUUCCAAUAUAAACACUACUGUGUCUGUUUUCCAUUCAUUUCCAAAUUUGCAGAGUGAGCAACUUUUUGCCAGAAACCGCAGUACGGACAGCCAUAAGCAAACAGCAACAGCCUCUCAUCAAGAAGAAUGUAAAGAAAAAGGAGAGCAAGAUUCUGCCGAGGAGAAAGUUACUUUUCCAUCUGAAGUUGAUCCUCAGGUUUUCUAUGAACUGCCAGAAGAGGUCCAGAAAGAAUUGUUGGCUGAGUGGAAUAGAGCUGCGUCAGAUUCCACAUAGGACAUAAAUAAGCUCAGCCAGGACAGGGGCUUCAAAUUUUAAGAAAGGGAGUUAUCAUUGUUCUCAGAUUAGUAGGAUUUGCAGCUCUUCAAUUAAGCACUGACAUUCAAUAAUGUAGAAAUCCAGUGGUUAUAAGAAGUACAUUCUGACACAACGCAUAAAAAUAUAACAAAAUAAUGUAAAAAUAUUGUCUUGUAAUUCUACAACUAUUUUAUAUUUCCAAUAAAAGGAAUCUCACUGUCAA
This is a messenger RNA of Perognathus longimembris pacificus (Pacific pocket mouse), 2485 nucleotides long. RefSeq names its product DNA polymerase iota (gene Poli). Lineage: Eukaryota; Metazoa; Chordata; Mammalia; Rodentia; Heteromyidae. Gene Ontology annotation, molecular function: damaged DNA binding; DNA-directed DNA polymerase activity. The transcript has 10 exons. The record is from RefSeq and is a predicted model, not a curated record. The coding region runs from base 37 to 2241 and encodes 734 amino acids. Gene Ontology annotation, biological process: translesion synthesis.